GCAGCUAGCCUGUAGUAGUGGAGCCACUGAUAGACCAGUGAGUGGAUCAAAGCCAGCGGCUGUGUGUUCUCUCAGAGACGGUCGUCCCCACACUGUUCUCUCCUGGCUCCCAAAAGCUCCCUGCUGUCUGCUCUCGGUCUGUCACUGGACAACAGCCUUCCACUCGGAGCAUCCAUCCAGGUUCUGACAGACGACAGUCCCGUCCACGCAGGUUUCGUUAGACGGCGGUCCGGCGGCACUUCCACAUACUGAGAUGCCAAAAAAGUCGCACUUGACCGACAGAGCUCGUCGUGGCUUUUGCACUCAUUUUUGAGAAGCAUCUCUGUGGUCCUGUUCAUCACCGUUAGCCGGCUGCCGAGGUGUGAAAAGUCAGUGUCAUGACUGGAGCUGAGACCGAAGAUGAUAUUCCAUUAGGCGAAAGGAAGACUGUCACUGAUUUCUGCUAUCUCCUGGAUAAAUCCAAACAACUCUUCAAUGGGCUACGAGACCUUCCUCAGUAUGGACACAAGCAGUGGCAGUCCUACUUUGGGAGGACCUUCGAUGUCUACACGAAGCUGUGGAAAUUCCAGCAACAGCACAGGCAGGUUCUGGACAGUCGGUAUGGCUUGAAGAGAUGGCAGAUUGGUGAAGUUGCAUCCAAAAUUGGGCAGCUUUACUACCACUACUACCUUCGUACCUCAGAAACAAGUUACCUGAAUGAGGCCUUUUCGUUCUACUCAGCCAUCCGCCAGCGGUCCUACUACUUUCAGGUCAACAAAGAGGACAGGCCUGAAUUAGUAGUGAAGAAGCUUCGAUAUUAUGCUCGCUACAUAGUUGUCUGUUUACUGCUGAACAAGAUGGACCUAGUCAAAGUUUUGGUGAAGGAGUUAUCUGAGGAAAUCGAAGACUACACACAGCGAUUCAACACAGAGGAUCAAUUGGAAUGGAACCUGGUUCUACAAGAAGUGGCAGCUUUCAUUGAGGCAGAUCCAGUGGUCGUUCUGAACGACAACAAUUCUGUUGUUGUCACCAGCAAUCGGCUGCAGGAGGGAACUGUGCCUCCGCUGGAACAAGGCAUGGUGGUUGGGCAGCUCGUCCUUGCUGACGCACUAAUCAUCGGCAACUGUAACAACCAGGUGAAGUUCAGUGAAUUAACCAUAGAUAUGUUUCGCAUGCUUCAAGCUUUGGAGAGGGAACCGGUGAAUCUGGCCACACAGACCUCCAAACAGGGAACACUGGAACCGAAUGAGAAGCCAGCUAAAAGAGAGAACCCUCACAAGUAUUUGCUGUACAAACCAACGUUCAGCCAGCUUUUUACUUUCUUGUCUGCCUCUUUUAAGGAAUUGCCAGCCAAUAGUGUUUUGCUUGUGUACCUGUCAGCUACUGGAGUCUUUCCUACUGGGCAUUCAGAUUAUGAGGGACCAUAUGAUUUUGGAGGAGUUCUUACAAAUACAAAUAGAGAUGUGGUGAAUGGUGAAACGGUGCAGAAGAGGAAUCAGGCCCAGAAAGAAAUGCACUGCCUUCAUCCAGGGGAUUUAUUCCCUUUCACCCGGAAGCCACUUUUUGUCAUUGUGGAUUCUUCAAACAGCACAGCCUACAAGAAUUUCACAAAUCUGUUUGGCCAGCCUCUUGUGUGCCUACUAUCACCUACAGUAUAUCCCAAGAGUGUACAAGAUCAGUCUCAGCGUGGGAGCCUCUUCACUCUGUUCCUCUACAGCCCACUCUUGGCUUUCUCCUCUGUUUGUGGUUUAAGUAAUGUGCGACGAGGACUGUGGGAAAGGGCUCAAGAAUUUCUUUGCAAAGUCUACCGUGACAUUGGACAGAUGAUUACUCGAUCACGGACCAUAGAUCAAGCCUUUUUGCAAUUCUUUGGUGAUGAGUUCUUGCUGCUGCUGAUCCGCUUUGUGUUCUGCUCAGCAGCACUGAGACUACAUAAACUCUUUAGGGAGUCCAGGAGCUUUCCAGAGUCGUACCCUGAGCUCCCGAAACAAGACACAGUGGAGGGCGGCCUUCUACAGAAGCAUAUUUUGGAGCUGGCGACCAUGCUGGACGUGCAGAGCUUUAUUUGGGAUGAUUCACCUCGAAGCCUACUAACAGCGUCACAUGGGGCAACUAUGGCAUAUAUGUAA
This is a messenger RNA of Acanthochromis polyacanthus (spiny chromis), 2108 nucleotides long. It is a transcript of the gene scai, whose product is annotated as suppressor of cancer cell invasion. Gene Ontology annotation, biological process: DNA-templated transcription. NCBI's taxonomy places the organism in Eukaryota, Metazoa, Chordata, Actinopteri, Pomacentridae. The record is from RefSeq and is a predicted model, not a curated record. Gene Ontology annotation, cellular component: nucleus. Gene Ontology annotation, molecular function: transcription corepressor activity.